Penicillium chermesinum is the source of this 2025-nucleotide messenger RNA. RefSeq lists its product as uncharacterized. Gene Ontology annotation, biological process: DNA repair. The transcript is spliced from 6 exons. Bases 1 to 2025 code for a protein of 674 amino acids. The record is from RefSeq and is a predicted model, not a curated record. Gene Ontology annotation, molecular function: metal ion binding; DNA binding. Lineage: Eukaryota; Fungi; Ascomycota; Eurotiomycetes; Eurotiales; Aspergillaceae.
AUGUCCCGGAGGACGUUGGGUGGAGGUCGAGUUCUAGGAAACCCGGCCGCGAUUCAAGCAGCUCCGGCCUCGUCCCCGCAGCCAAGGCCAAGGGUGCUCUCGCCGACCGCCAGCAGCGUCUCUCUCAGUUCCCAGACGUCCGUCUCGCAGUUCUCGUCCGAGACCCAAGACCUCACCUCGCGCAUUUCGUUGGAGAAUGGCGACACCUCCAUCUCUGCCGCCCCGGCGGCUCCCGGAGCUAAGCUCUCGUGCCCGAUCUGCAGCGAGGAGAUGCUCACGCUCCUCCAACUGAAUAGGCAUCUCGACGACCUUCACCAGAAUCUAGAAGACGACCGGCAAGAUGAAGUUAAGGAUUGGUUCAAAAUACAAAUGGAAAAGGCAAGACGCUUCCAGCCGCUCGCUGUUCUGAAUCAGAAGCUCAAGGGCCUGGACGUGUUCGAGUCGAACGAGAACCAAACCGCCACGAUUAGCCGUCCAGCAGCGGUCGCGCACGCCGGACCUGCAGAGACUGCACCUCGACUCCUUGCCCCCGAAGAUCUUAUAACGAAAGAACACUGGCAAACUGCUACCCUUUACGACACCUGCCUAGAGCCAUCCUGUGGGAAGCGGCUCAACGGAACCAAUGGGUGCGUCAACUGCCGGAAAUGUGGCAAUCUUUUUUGUGAAGAGCACACAAUGUACCAGAUGAAGCUGUCCCGGUCGGCACAGCAUGAGCCAGUGAGAGGGAUUUGGGCUCGGGUUUGCGAAACCUGCUACAAGUCAAGAGACGGGUAUAAUGAUCAUAACGGUGCAUCGAGAGAUCAUUCUGCGGAAUUCAAAAAGAUCCGGAAGCAGACUGUGGAUAAGGAUUUCCUUGAGGUUUCUCGACUCGAAAAGCGAUUGACGCGUCUCACGCAGAUGCUGUCCAGCCUUCCACCAGAUCAGAUUCAGCCCAGUGCAACCAAGCUUUUCUCCUUAUCUUGGCAACAUGACCAGCGGAAAGCUGUUGAGCAGACUGUCGUCAGCUGGCAGGAUGAUGCCAGUGUCUCUCGCUGCCCCUUUUGUCAACAAGAUUUCUCGGGAUACUCCUUUCGAAGGCACCAUUGCAGAACCUGUGGGCGAGUGGUCUGUGGGGACCCCAGUACCGGCUGCUCUAGUGAAGUUGGGCUCAGUGUUUCACCCUCAUCCAAAACGCCGUUGGAGAAAGCCCGAACAAACGACUUGAUUAACGUGGACGUGCGUCUGUGCAAAGACUGCAAAGCCACUUUAUUUAAAAGGCGCGACUUUGAAGCCGAUGUGUCACGCCGAUCUCCUGAAGUCCGAGCAUAUGAAAAUCUAGUUCAAUUCGAAAGAGGCAUCCGACUCCAUCUACCGAAAUUUCAGAAGCUUCUCAAUGCCCUACAAGACCCGAGACGCCCACCAUCAUCAGCACAGAUUGCUGAAGCUUCCAAAGUCCGAAAGCGACUCAUCGACUCGUUCGCAAAAUACGACGUCGCAGCCCGCCGCAUUCGAGACCUGCCCACAAACUCCCCUACCCAGAUAAAGCUACAGAAAGCCAUAUAUCAACAAGCAAGCAACUUCUUACAUCUUCAUAUGUUGCCACUGAAAUCUCUACCAAAGAUCCUUAAACAGGCAGCGCCAGCAAGAGAUCAAACUCCAAGCGGCACAUCCUCCCCAAUGACCCCGGUGAAUGGAUCCCCUGCACCAAGUCGGCCACAAGAUUCAGCACUUGCGUCCAUCAAAUACAACCGCCGAAUUGGUGCUACUGGCAGCAACACCAGUUUGGCAAGUGACACGAGCAGCGCGGUGUCCGCCCUCGAAGCCGAAGAAAAGUCUCUCCGGGAGCGCCUCAUUGUGCUAGAGGAGCAGAAAUUUUUCGUGUCCGAGAUGAUUGCUGACGCCAACCGUCGGCGCAGAUUCGAUGAAGUCAGCAGCCUCGCUAUGAAUGUCGAAGACUUAAGUCGCGAGAUCGAUCGCGUCAAUGGCAUGUUAGCUGGUCUCGAUUUCGAGGGUGUUUACACUGGAACUUUGCAGGCGAAUUCGUGA